Molecule: messenger RNA, 5864 nt
Organism: Doryrhamphus excisus (bluestripe pipefish)
Lineage: Eukaryota; Metazoa; Chordata; Actinopteri; Syngnathiformes; Syngnathidae
Source: RefSeq, a predicted model, not a curated record
CUGGUAUCGAUGCAAUGCCGAGUGCUGUAUACGCAGCACAGGCAUUGCCGAUACCGCCUAUAAUCGCUAUUCGGAUCGGUCCUCCCGCCCUACAGCAAUUACCAAGCAGGUGUGUUUCUAAGAAGUCUUUAAAACUUUUGCCAUAGCGCAUUGUUUUCCUUCAACUUUUUUUUUGAAGUAAAAGAAACAAAACUUGGCGAUGAAUAUGAAAGCCAAACGACAUUAUUUCGUCGCUUUCUUCCUACUUUCCAACACAGCGAGCUGGUGUCAGCCCCCUCAGACUCAUUCAAGUCUCUCUUUUCAAGACGAGUUUAGCGGCCAGACGACGACAGGUCCCAAAUAUCAACUUAUGAGUGGAAAAGAUGCCGAGAGACGACGUUUCCAAUCAAUAAUCUUGCUAGAAGUACUAGCAACAGCCGUGAACAGCUUGAAGAGCAAGGAGGACCAAACAUGGAGUCCGACGGUCCCCGCGAUGUCCGAACACAAGAUGGCGUCUUCUUCUGAAAGGGAAAAACGCUCUAUGAACCCGAAUGACAAAGCAACGCAUCAGUGGAUGGAGGAAAGAGGUUUUAAUGUGAACACUCCGAAUCUAGACUGCAAUUCGGGUCAAAUCAAACAUGUUGUUUUGGGCAAAUUCAACAUCAGUGGUCAACUGGAAGCUAACUUUCCACAUCUGGGCCAUCAGGCUGCUUCAACGGACACAGUCCAUGGGCAGGGAAGCAAGGUGAGGAUUCGAGGUCUGCGGCGCGGUGGAGAAGAGGAGUUGUGGCUGAAACUGCGACCUGAGGUUGAAUGUGGAGACAACGCCAUGACCCUCACUGUUAGGAGGAGACGAGCUGUACAGCUUCUUCUACACCCAGAGAAUGAGUCGUCCGUUUCUUUGUCCCAGCUGCCCCCUCAGUGCGGGUACACUGUGAAGACCACCCGCAGGAUGCUCACCGUGACAGCUCGGUACAAUGCCUGUCACGUCACACACCAGGGUGCCAGUUAUGAUUUGCCCCUGCUGUGGAGAGGCACUCCAGUCAAGAUGUCAUGCCCGGUCUCGCCCAUCAAGCCAACAGCUAUUAGCCCGUCUUCACUCUGUUGCUCUCCGUAUGGAUUGAACGUCAGACUGCCUGCUGGACAAGAGCUUCGUGUCAAAGUUGAAGGAGAAUGGACCCCCAUGUUGUUGGCCCAGCGGUGUGGCUACACUUUAGACAGACAAAAUGCAGACAUACUGCUUGCUGCCCCGUUCAUCACGUGUGGCAUCGCAAUAAAGGAUGGACUACACACAAUUCACCUUCAAAUCGGAGAAAAUACCUUUACUUUGGCCUGUCCUGUUUUUGACCCCAAAGCGCCCCUUCCAACACACCACCCACUAGUGAGGAACCCUCCGACGGAGACCGUAACGCAAACCGUGGAGUCAUUUCCUUGGGAUCCGCCUUUCUACCUGGCGCCCCCCUUCUACCCUCACCCCACCUAUCAACCGGAGAAUCCUGCAGCGUCAACUCCUGAACCCACAAUGGCUGCACAGCCUCCCCCUCUCGAUGCCCCCCAGCUAGACGGUCACUCCCAUCCCGAUUCUGACAUUUUGGACUCAGGUGGGGCUUAUUCAGAGCAGCACAGUGACACCGCUUCACCGGUUCGGGUUGAAACUCCCUUUUUCCGAGCCCCCAAUGAUGCCUUCAAGCCGUACUACCACUACUACCAUCACCCCAAAAUCCCUCAUUCUAGUCCACCUCAACAUUCUCAUCCAGGCCUUCAGGUGGAUCCCGAGGGGCGGCUCUCAUUUUCUCAUUUAACAUCCGACUAUUAUGUCCCACGUAUGACUCGGGGUGACUCGGAAACGUUGCCAGAUGUACAUGCAGACAGCGAUGCCGUAGCAACAUCUCAUGGUUCUGAUAAAAGGACGAUGAGCACACUUGUGUCUGCCCCCCCUUGGACUUCAGUCCAUCCAGACCAAGGCUUUCAUCCCUUUUCUGGGGAACUGGUUAAAAAUGAAAAGUAUAACUCUGGUGUGAUUCAAAAUCCUCUCCUUGCUGGUUAUGAAAAGGUAGAAACCAAUCAUAUGAAGAGCCGAUCCAUGCCUGUGGCUCCUGAAGUUCCUCCAACAUCUCUUUAUCUUCAGCCAUCUUCAUUUCCCUUUCUCCUACCUCUGUCUGACCAUCCUUCGUCCCAUGACGAUCACCACGACCCUUAUCGCUCCCAUCGGACACCUCCAGCCAAACACGGAGACGAGAUGUAUGACCUUCAAAAUCCUUACCUUCACCCUUAUCACUUCUACUACCCUGUCCAUGACUACGUGGACUAUGAAGAGGAACCUGCCUUAUCAGAACCUUGGCCUUUUCCUGACAUGUCAUUGGCUCAGCUCGCUCGUCAUCACCUCUACCCCCCCGUUGCCGGUCAGCAGCAUCCACAUCAACUUCUUCAGCAUCCUGGUGGAGAUGGAGAAUUUGACCUUGAGGAAUGGAUGGAUUUACUUCCUGUGUGUGACAGAAGUGUGCUCGACCGCAGAGGGGGGGGCUGCGUUGUCGGCUGCAUCAAAAGUGAGUCGCAAAGAACCAACACUAAAUAGUUCAUUUUGGUUCAUACGCUUAAUUCAUGAUUCCUAAAUGGUCUAAAGCCCCAAUAAGCCAAGACACGCAUGCAAGAACAUGAUAGCUGUCAUCACGGUUUCUUUUCAUUUCAUCUCACAGGUCCAGGUAGUCAUGUUUGAACCUGGAAAUAAAGACACUGAUACGCACCUGCAGCCUUUUUUUAAAUCAUACUUUACAUGAGCAAUUAAGGGUAAUAAUAAGCUGGCUCAGAAGUGCAAACACAUUAAUAAAAAUCAAAACAAAACACAAUCAAACCCCCCCAGAGAGGGCAAAUCCCUGACUUAUGGGAAGUGAUAAGGCUUGGACCAAUCAGCUCAAGUGAUGCUGAUUAAUGUGGGGGGGUCCAUCCAUUGAUCGUGGUUGGUUAAAUCGUAUGUACCAACUUUUCUACUAUAUAUUUAAAUACACAUUGCAUACAUUGUUUUCUGUGUGUAUAUGCUGUAUAUACAUACAUUACAUAUUAUUAUCAUAUUAUUUACACAUUACAUCCAAAUUGCAUUUUAUCAAGGAAAUUAUCAAAUGUAAUUGAAUGCAUACAAAGAGAUGAGUUAAUUUCCAUAUCAAAAAGACCACUAAAUCAUAUGAUACUUAUAAAGUAUAUGUGGAAAAUACACAUAUAUUGACUAAUACUUAAUGUAAACUAUAACGCUAUAAGCUUUUGCUUCAGCCUACUCCUUUUGGGCUUGUGAUCAGAUAGUUGAAUACAAAUGUAAAUAAUGGAAAGUUACAUUUUGAUUGAUGUAAGAAAUGCACUGUAAUAUUUCAUAUAUUUGCCCCAAAAAAAAAAAAAUUUGAAAAAACUAAACUAAAGUGUUGCUCAAAUUGACGUCAAAAUAAGUCUGUGUUUGACUUGCUGUGUCUGUGAGCCACUUUUGGGUCCCGACCCACCAGUUGAGAACCCCUAUUCUGCUUUAGAAAUAUGUCAUGGACACAUGUUUUGAAGCCGUGUGGAAUUAACGUGUGAAAUAGUCACUCAUCGCUUCUGGAAUCCAGAGUGGAAUAUUUUAUUGAAGUCAGCUGUUGGCGUACGACACAAGAACUAAAACUAAAUCCAAGGCAUUUUAGCAGCAACAAGAUCUUUUAGCAGGAAUGCGUGUUAAGAAAAAGUGUAUGUAACAUUGGACCCUUUACCAGGACACUCUCACAUUGUCCUGUAGAAUAAAGUCACAAAAAUAAAAUAUGAAAAGGCCAGAACUACAAAUGGCCGACUGAUGUGUGUAAUCUGAAAUAGGUCAUGGGUAACUUCUGCUAGCAUUUUUCAAUAUGAUCUGAAAGCUGAUCAUUAGUUAAAACCUAAUCCCCCACCCCACUCCUGAUGUUUGAAGAAUCCUCCUAGUACACAGUGGAGUAUCGGGCGCCGUAGGAUGUCUGGUCUUUCUUGAGCUGUUUCAAGAGGAUAAUGGUGGCCACCAGGGUCGUAAUCUGUCACGCAGACACAGGAAGUAGAAGGGGAAAUAAAGCAAGGAUGAAUAGGAGCAGUGAUUGGUGUUCCCUGUUGUGAUUGAGAAGAUGAAAGCUGCCACCUCAAGCCUUAGUUUGUCCUUCCGUGCUGUAGUGUUGAGUAUUGUGUGUUUUGCCAAGCGGGUGUGUAUAUAUAUAUAUAUAUAUAUAUAGUGUCUAUAUAUAUAUAUAUAUAUAUAGUAUGCGUGUUUGUGUCCUUUUUUAGAUGGCUUUGCCCUCUCUUCACUUGGACCCUGCAGAGCUUCGGUGUUAAACGUGUUGGACUAUCUCAGGUCGUUCCUGAACGUGUCACCAUAGAGCUUUAACGGCCGGAAAUAGCCACUGAAUCAAUUGUAUCGUGAGCGCGACAACCUCAAGCAUGACUUCCUGUUUGAGAUGUAUGGCGGACGACAUGACCAAAUCUGGGCUUGUAGUAAGUCGUUCAUUUUGAAAAAUCAUAGAAAAAAUUUCAUUUCUUUUUUUUUUCUUUUUUUUUUUACUUGUGAAAAUGAUUUUGCCCAAUGUCCCUUAGGGGGGGGUUCCUGACAGCCCCCGUUUUCAGUAGUCCGCUUAACAAAACUUGGGCAACAUUUACAGUACAUGAUGAAUUUUGACGCUUGAAUAUGCGAUCAAUUGUAUCGUGAGCGCAACAACCUCGAGCAUGACUUCCUGUUUGCGAAGUAUGGCGGACGACCACGACCAAAUCUGGGCUUAUAGUAAGUCGCUAAUUUUGAAAUAUCAUAGAAAAAUUAGUAUUUUCUUUUUUUUUUUUUUUCGUGAAAAUGAUUUUGCCCAAUGUCCGUUUGGGGGGGGGGGUUCCGGACAGCCCCCGUUUUCAGUAGUCCGCUUAAUAAAACUUGGGCAACAUUUACAGUAAAUGAUGAAUUUUAAAAUGAAAAAAGGGUCAAAUAUUCUAAUUAUGCAAUAUAAAAAUAUACUAUAUAGUGUAACGUACUGGGAGUGCUUGUGACUUCCCAGCAUACUUUGCAGCACUUUUGUUAAAGUUGCUAAAUUACAAUUUAAUCUGUUGUAGUAGUAGUAGUACUAGUAGUCCUGUUUGUGUGUUUAAACCAGGGGUGGGCAAACUGCGGCCCGGGGGCCACAUGCGGCCCACCAAGCGUUUGAAUCCGGCCCGCCAGUUUCUUUUCAACUUUUAACAUACAAACUGGCAACAUGACUAGCAAGUCAGAUGUCGUAUUUAGUAAAAAAAAAAUAAAAUAAAUUAAAUGACAUAGUUUGAUGUGGUCUGAUGUUUAAAGUGCUCCUGAAAAAAGGGACAUGAGGACAUACAGUUGAUAGUAUGACACUUUGACAGAUAAAAUUAAUUAUAAUUAUACAAAUACUAUUUUAUGCUUAUAAUAUUUAUUAUGUGGCAUGUGUUAAAUAUGUUCUGGCACCCUAGAAUACCCUAGAAUAAAAACUCAAUGCGGCCCACAAGUCAAAAUAUUUGCCCACCCCUGGUUUAAACCUUCGGUAAAGCAACUGGAAAACAUUUUUUGCAGCGGAAGAAAGCAAAAUUUCCCUUCUUUUCAAAUGCAAACGUUAGAUAGAUUUGGGAUUUUAACGCUUGUGUAUCCUACUGUCCGGUGUGUUACGAUGCCAUGACCGCUUUAAAUUUGUAACGACGGGGUCGGGGUCGUGGACCAGGUCUGGACCGUAGGGAUGUUGGCUGCAGUGAGAGGAGUGAAGAUGACCGGUUCCUGGUCAGGGUCGGAGCCAGCGACUAAGUCAUGCUGGGGUGGGUUGUUAGCCAGAGACGGGGAGCAGUUGGUCAAGAUGAUGUACUGAGGAGUUGGGCUGGACUCCAGCUUUCGUUUGAGUAUAGCGCUGCACAGCAGAGUAAUCAGC